UUAGGGUUAAAUGCAUGUAAUAUCACGAACUUAUGCCGAAAUCCAUAUUUAGCACGAACUUCAAAAGUUCCAAUUUAUAUGGCUAACUAUACCCCGUGUCCAAUUUUAACACCGUUUUUUUCUCCCCCCAAAUUGAAUCCUACGUGUCAAUGACGUGUCUUGCCGGCACAAGCUUUACUAUUUUCCGGCCGGUAAUCAAAACGCAUCGUUUUUAAUAAUAAAAAACGAUGUCGUUUUCAAUAAAGUCUGAAUCAAUUAAAAUUCUUCCACAAAGACUUUGGAACCCUAAUUGUCUAUUCUGAAACGGAUCUUCUUCACCUCCACAAUCUUCAAAAUACACAAUAAAUUAGGGUCAUCUUCUUCCUCCGAGAUCUUCCUAAUUUAGAAUGUCAUCUACUUCGUCGUUCUCGUCAUAUGGUAGCCAUGUGGGAGUUACCUGCAUUUGCAAGAAGCCCGCAAAGGUCGAAACUGCAAGAACCUCCAAAAAUCCGGGACGGCUCUUUUAUGGUUGUCGAUAUCGCGAGUGCAAUUUUUUCCAAUGGGUUGAUGAAGGUUGUGGGUAUAUGGAGAAUUGCUCACAAGAGAUGAACAUUUGGAUUGGAGAAAAUCUAAGACUUCGUAGACAGCUUGACCAACUUUCACAGAGGAUUCACGAUUUGGAGGCAAUGAAUGUUGGUUUGAAGGUGAAGAACUCGAUGAUUAAGAGACAAGCAGCUCGGCUCCGCCUUGGCUGCAUUUGUUUGGCCAUUUGGCUCAUCUAUGUUCUUCUUUAAAGUAUUGUGUAGAAGUAUUUCAUCUUGGCAAUGGAAUGGAAUUUGAAGAAUUUUUUGUCAUUUUGCUCAUCUAUGUACUAGUAGAAGUAUUUCAUCUUGGCAAUGAAAAUCCUUUAUGUAAUUGAAGUUCUGUAAUUCAAGUAAUGAAAUGGAAGUUGAAGUAUUGCA
Salvia miltiorrhiza (redroot sage) is the source of this 941-nucleotide messenger RNA. RefSeq lists its product as uncharacterized. The record is from RefSeq and is a predicted model, not a curated record. The transcript is spliced from 2 exons. Gene Ontology annotation, molecular function: zinc ion binding. NCBI's taxonomy places the organism in Eukaryota, Viridiplantae, Streptophyta, Magnoliopsida, Lamiales, Lamiaceae. Bases 387 to 773 code for a protein of 128 amino acids.